CUUACAAAAUAGGUGUUUGUAGUAGAUGGGCGCGUCAGUUCAUGUUUCAACGCGAGACCUCGAACAUUACAAUGAGCAAAAGUAGCUGCGGACAGAUCGUUUCGAUACCCACCACGGAAUGGCCAGCAUUACGCGACGUAUACCGUAGAGAUUGGCCGAAGAAUGCAUACAGCUACUAUGCGCUCGAAAAUUAUAUACAGUGGUCGCGCAAAGACCCCGAACUGUGCAAGCGAGAAGUGUGCAUUUGGAGUAUUGACAGCAAUUGGCGGGAGCAUGGCAUUUAUAUUUUAGAGGAUAAAAUUAAUCACGGUCACAUGAUUCGAGCAGAUAUCUGUUCCACCGAGCACACAGCACUUUUCCAGCAAACUUUAUGUCGCACGAACUUUAAGUCGUCUACUGAGUUUCUAUUUCGUGAGAGAACAUGCGCAUUCGUGAAGCAGCAUCUCGAAGAUUUUGGCUACAGAAUUAAUCUAAAGACGUGCUUUCCAGCGAAAUUUUAUCUGCUGAGUAAAAGCGAUUGCCGUAAACUGGAAGUUAGACCACGCACCGACUUCAUUAUCAAACCACUUACAUUGAAUGAUGUUAAAGAAGUUGAUGACUACUGGCCUUAUAAGUCGGCCAGCUCCCCUUAUAUUAUAAGCAGAAAUAUCAAGUACAAUCUCUCCAUGGGCGCUUAUCAUCCCGAAAGCGGUGAAUUGUGCGCCUGGGUAAUACACAGCGAAUUGGGCACCUUGGCGCUUUUAUAUGUCAAAAACAACUACAGACGCCGCGGGCUGGCCGAGGAUUUGGUGUUGCGAAUUUGUCGUACGUUGGCCGAGCAGGGUUGUGAUGCCAGUGCGCAUAUCGAGGAUACAAAUGAGCCAUCGACUAGGCUCUUUACAAAGUUAGGGUUCCGGCCUAUUGAGUACAAUUACUGGUUCAUAAGAGGAGACAACGAAAUUAAUUCGAAGGCAAGCGUCGCGCCUGUGGCGGGCCUAUAUGGCCAAACUAUGAAGCAUGGUUAAGAUUAUAAAUAUUAUAAAAACCCUUUAGGUUCAAGCUUAUAUAUUGCAAAUAACUUAGACCCUACCUAAGGAGCCCAAAUUGUAAAGAGUUUUAAAAGGCGAGAUCAAGUAGUUAAUAAAAACCAAUAAGUAAACAAUUCGAGUUUAAUAUUAGUAUAGACCUAGUAA
This is a messenger RNA of Bactrocera tryoni, 1172 nucleotides long. RefSeq lists its product as uncharacterized. NCBI's taxonomy places the organism in Eukaryota, Metazoa, Arthropoda, Insecta, Diptera, Tephritidae. The coding region runs from base 42 to 1004 and encodes 320 amino acids. The record is from RefSeq and is a predicted model, not a curated record. The transcript is spliced from 4 exons. Gene Ontology annotation, molecular function: acyltransferase activity, transferring groups other than amino-acyl groups.